Messenger RNA from Exophiala dermatitidis NIH/UT8656, 1581 nucleotides. RefSeq lists its product as uncharacterized. The transcript has a single exon. Bases 366 to 1391 code for a protein of 341 amino acids. Lineage: Eukaryota; Fungi; Ascomycota; Eurotiomycetes; Chaetothyriales; Herpotrichiellaceae. The record is from RefSeq and is a predicted model, not a curated record.
CGUCAAUCACAGCAUCCCAUCCCCACUUCGAGGAGAAGAUAUAUCAGGCAUGUACUGUACAGAAUUUAUAUAUUCUCUUGUUUGGUACUACAUCUUAAGUACAGACUUUUGAAAAGCAAUUAUACAGCCCAAGAUUGGACAGAUUAUACUGCGGCGGUAUUGGACGAGAUAAACCCAAACCCAAGUCCGCUCAACCCAAACCUACCGAGGGACCUACCAUUCCCACUGCCAGUACUACCAGCCCUCUCGCACGGUUACAGUACAUAACUUGCUUACCGUGCUCCGAUCUGUUUCAAGGUCCUCGGAACCAGAACCCCUCCAUCCCAGACUCUAUUCAAUACAGUUGGGGUCAAUCGCAGUCACCUAUGGUGUUUCGUGGUUCUUCAAGCCCCUCUACCUUCUCACACUCCCUGGGACGGAGGCAUUCGAACACACUACAGUUGACCACAUACCAACAACAACAUCCUCCUUCUUCUAAACAGAACCGACCCAUUGAUCAACAUCUACACCAUAAAGUUUCAACCAGGGAUCCAUUUCCAACCAUGCCGCUCGCCACAAUCCACCUCAUCUCUCUCAAACCAGAAACCACAAUACUUUCCUUCCUCCAAACUCUCAAAACCAAGACUUCUCUGCACCCCCUCGUAAUCAGCAAAGUCAUCCGCUGGAUAAUCACACCAAGCAAAAUCGACGCUUCGACACUGUUAACUCCAUCAUGGGAUUUGCUACUCAUCCUCCCAGUCAAUCCCACCACCACCAACACCCACAGCACCACACCCACUCUCCCUCCACAACUCCAAUCCCAAAUCCAAACUCACUGGUCCAUCACCGCAGGAAUUCCAUCUCGGUUGACCCAAAACUUCGCCGACACCAAUGACAAAAUCCUGCAUCCAGACCCCUCCUCCGUGCCAGCCCUGUCGGGCGCCCUAGACAAGCCGCGCAUGGGGGAAUCCGCACAGACACUCGAAUUGUCCGCCGAACUGGCCGAGUGGAUCGGACAAUUCUCCAAAACCCGCGCCGGCGCGAACCCGUUGUCCAUGUUGAAUUUGUUGGCGUUCAAGCCGGGCAUGAAGGAGUCGUAUUUGAAGUAUGGCAAGGCGUUUGCCGAGUCGAUUGGGAGUAGGAGGGGUGGGAAUGCGAAGUUGGUGGGGAAUGUUGUGAAACAACAGACCGCCAACGGUAUUUGGGACGAGUUCGCUCUCGCGUCGUAUCCGUCCAUUUUGCACUUUGCGGAUAUGUUGGCCAGUGAGGAUUAUCAGGCUGUCAAUCUCAAGUAUCGGGUGCCUGCGUUGGAAGAUACUUUGAUCUUGUGUACGAGUGAAAUUGAGAUUGAGGAUUUAUUGGCUGGAAAGGGGAAGCAAGAGAAUGGGAAGAGGGAUGGGGCCAAGUUAUGAAAGACCUAGAGAAAGUAGUGGAACAUGGUCGUGUGGCCGACCGACGAUUUCAUGGCAAGAAAAAGAAAAGACGUGACACUGGUAGCUAUGCAUAUCAAUAGUGGAGUUAACUAUGCAUCAGUUACAAACGAGCAAGAGGACUUGGUUAGUUUGUAUAGGUGAAUAUAUUUCUCACUCUGCUAUAAGCCUG